CGCCGCGAGGAUCACCGCGUCGCUCCAGUCCGCGUCUGGCAGCGCAGCAGCAGAUGCCCCGUCCAGCCUUUAAGUCCGCUAAGUCCCUGUAGGCCAAUUAACCGCCAUGAAGACCCAAAUCCCCGCCUACUUGGCCACUUUUUGACCGACGAUGGAGACGAACGCCGCUUCAUCGCUCUAUAACCUCACCGUGAAGCGACAGCCCGCCAUCAGCAGACGACCACUAGUUGGGAAAGAAAGUCAGACGCCUUCCUCCAGAGAUAUGCAUCUAUCGUUUUUCGCGAUUCUAGUUUGAAGUGAGGUCCUUACGGUCGUCCUGAGCUCUGAAGAGAAGGUCUGCACCCGUCGUUGAUCUACUCGGAGUUCCGUGGAGUGUUUCUGCAGGUCGGGGUUGUGCACCAUGGAAACGCACACUGAUGUGCUGCUGAUCACCGCAAAUGUGGGCUCACUGUUUGAUAAUGUGGGCGAGAUUCAGAGUGGAUGGCUGCAGGAGUUCUACGCGACCAUCCAGAGACACAAGCCCCAGUUUAUUGCCCUGCACUUCCAAGAGGUGGGGGGGAAGGACUACAUGCUCAACAUGGGCCAUGCUGAGAACUUCUUUAGGAGUAUCGAGUCCAGCGGGGAGAUGAAGACGUACGACAGGACCUGCAUCUAUGUGGACAACCAGUUCAAAGCGGAGGACAGAUUUACGGCGCUGGGCAGCAUGUACUUCAUCCACGCGUCUCUGAAGGACGUCUACCAGUACGACUUCGCUGUGAAGGAUUUCAAGGUGGUGUCGGGACAGAGCAAGUUUGUGGGCUCCCUGGACGGUGUAGCCACGGUGGAGAAGGAGAAGUUCCCCAAGAACUUCUGGCCUGAUUUCAAGUGGUCGAGGAAGGGAUUCAUGAGGACUCGCUGGCUCAUACACAACCAAGGUCUGGACCUGGUCAACGUCCACCUGUUCCACGACGCCUCCAACCUAAUCGCCUGCAACUCCAGCCCCUCCGUCUACUCUGACAACCGCAGGACAGCCCUCCGCUAUGUCAUCGACAGGGUAUCCCACAGCGCGGGUUCUACUCUGCCCUUCUUCCUCUUCGGAGACUUUAACUUCCGCCUUGACGCGCUGAGCCUGGUUCAGGACCUCUCCACAGCCACGGACGUGCAGACCGUGACCAAGGACGGCAGCAACGAGGUGGAGAAGAUCAUCUGGGAGGAGAAGGACAACGAUCAUAAGGUGGUGCUGCACAUCGAGACCAAGAUGUUUGACUACCUCCACCAGAGCGUCUUCAGGCAGGACAACGGCCAGGCGCUCCUUAAAUAUGAUAAAGAGGUCGCAGCCUUUCAUGAUGUCAUCAGGGAAGAGGAAAUCCUAUUUCCCCCAAGUUACCCCUACAGUGAGGACUACUCUGAGCCCACCCAGUACAUGACGACCCGCUGCCCCGCCUGGUGCGACCGCGUCCUCCUGUCCCCCGCGGCUCAGCGCCUCCUCCACAGGUGCGAUGAUGAAGGGGACAUGGGCGUGGUCUACAACACCCUGGGUCCUAACAUCUGCAUGGGCGAUCAUAAGCCUGUUUUCCUUUUCUUCUCCCUGAAGACAAAAUGCUUCUGACCCGCACCCCUUUAAAUGGCCCGCGGGGGAGGAGUCACCAGCCCAGCAGUCUGCUCGGGGCCACGUCUUGCUGGGGGGGGUGGGGGGGGACCGCAGACCGGACUGCUGUGGACCCCCGACCGCCUGCACUCUUCAAACCCUCACCUGUCUGUCUGUCUGUCUUCACCUUGUCCCCCAAACCCUCUCCCCUAGCCAUCCGUCUGUCUGUCUUCACCUCAACACUGUAUCUUGCAUGGUGUCUUUUCCACCUGGUCACACACACACACACACACACACACACACACACACACACACACACACACACACA
Messenger RNA from Gadus morhua (Atlantic cod), 1895 nucleotides. RefSeq names its product inositol polyphosphate-5-phosphatase L (gene inpp5l). Gene Ontology annotation, molecular function: inositol-polyphosphate 5-phosphatase activity. Bases 401 to 1588 code for a protein of 395 amino acids. Gene Ontology annotation, biological process: phosphatidylinositol dephosphorylation. NCBI's taxonomy places the organism in Eukaryota, Metazoa, Chordata, Actinopteri, Gadiformes, Gadidae. The transcript has 16 exons. The record is from RefSeq and is a predicted model, not a curated record.